AUGGAGCUUUCCCGGAUACGACCCGCACUUGCCGUAGCGCUACUCGCGCUAUGCGUUGCGCUCUCCGCGGUCUCUGCGCAAGCAAGUGCGUGCCUCCCCUUUGGCAAUCCCAAGCUUUGCAUCGGUAGCCGCAAGCGCGCCUCUAUCGAGGGAUCACACCCCAAGGGCUCCUGCACCCCCGUUAAAAGCAACGUCACUAUCCUGAUAAAGACUGCCUCCGAUUUUCAGAAGCGGAAACAGCAGGGCCGUAACCAAACCGUCGUGCUUAUGCUGCAGAACAGCCUGCUGCUCAGUCAAGGAAGCGGGUUGCUCUUUGACGGGGAUUUCUCCUGCACCAUUCUAACCGCGGACAAACCCAAUCUGUACAUCAAAUAUAACGACGACGAUAUGCCGACGCUUCGCAUCUGGAACACGAGCAACGUGCUUGUAUACGGCAUCAAUUUCCUCGUUGCAGUCACGGCCGCCUCGCCCCAGUGCCCGAACGUACCCGAGGUUGGUACCGGGGUCAACUGUCCCGCCGUACACAUCUCCCGGUCGUACGGUGUCAUCUUCGGCAAGUCUACAGUGUUCGGACGCGUGGACGUUCACAGGAGCAUGAAUUCGAGAGUCGACAGCAUCAAAGUUACCGGCACCCCGACUUUCGCCAGUUCGCACGGGGUCAUUCGCGUGGCGUACAGCGGACACAGCACGAAGCUUAUCAAGGCGAACAUCGCUAUAUCCAAUAACGAGGCGUAUGGUGUGGACACCCCGAUCGUCUUAUAUCGAGGCGCGGUGGGCGUGAAAGUGUUUCGCAACUACGUGCACGAUUUCAUCUUCGCUGGAAUCCGGUGCGGCGCGGACGUGCACUUCGCGGGCGACUGCAUGAUGACGAAUGUAUCCAACAACCUUGUAGUCGCUAAAGGACGCAACACUAACGGGGAUCACGACGCGGCGGGGAUCUACUACUGCACGCACUGGUUCAACCCGGGGAACGUGGCGCAGUGUAACUACGUCUUUAAUGGCGAUCAUUGCUACUAUUUGGACUAUGACACGUCGGACGUGCGCAUCCGCGGCGGCGCGUGUAUCAACACGUACGACGGGAUUAAAGUCAACAACGGCAAAAGGAACGUCAUCAAAGACGUGGUGAUGAAGGGGCAGAUUGGUGCAGUGGGGUGGUGCACGUGCCUCACGCCCACCGUGAACAACUGCCUCAAGGACCCCGGGCUCUACUGGGAGAACAUGCGCAAGGCUUACUAUGACACGCCCACAUUCAGAAAGGACCCCGGCCUGUACUGGGAGAACAUGCGCAAGGCCUAUUACGAUACGCCCACAUUUAGAAAGGUGAGCCUUGAUCUUUGUACUGGCCGUGGUGGAAGAAUGUGUGUCAGGAGAGCGCAGUCAACGGGCAGAACUGCAACCCCCCAGGCGGCAUGA
Molecule: messenger RNA, 1413 nt
Organism: Closterium sp. Naga37s-1
Lineage: Eukaryota; Viridiplantae; Streptophyta; Zygnematophyceae; Desmidiales; Closteriaceae
Source: the annotation of a GenBank genome assembly